GAUUUCGAUGAUGUUUUUACAAGUGGAGAGUUGUCACGAUUUGCUCGUUGGAUCUUGCAUCAAUACGUUGUUCAAAAUAACAUCACUCUAUUACAGAGAGCUGUUUGGUAAGUGAGAGUCAUGGUUAACUCUGUCAGAUCUUAAAGGUGACAUGGCGGGAAUACUUUUAUGGUCUUAUUUGGAAGAAUCGUUAAAAUUAUAACGUACAGUAGAACCCCGCAUAUAAGAACCGAUAAUUUAAGAACCUUGAUAACAUUUUUAUUAAUUAUACACCCCCUUUAAAUAAGAACUUGUUUAGGGUAGGAUUUCAAAGCAGGUUCUUAAUAUUUUAUCAAAUAGAGUCAAAACUAAACAUUUGUAAAUCGAAUAAAAUAAGCUCUUCCCAAAGUAAUGAAAAUGACCCAGAACCCUGGAAAUGCCAUUCAGAUAAAUAACAAGUCUACAUGAACACAACAACAAAUAAUUGUAUUUCUUCAGUGAAAAUACUACCUGACAAUCGCAACUACUAGUAACUGUAAGCAAGGUCUUCCAGCAUCAUGGACUGUUAGAUCAUUUGUGCAUAAUUUAUAUAAAUUAUAUACCACAACUAUUCCAAAACUGAGUCGCUUUUUUCUUAAGGAAAUCAACGUAUUUAAGAACCUGUUUAGCCCAAUUUUCUGGUAAGCACCAGGUACAUAAGAACCUGUUUAGGCUAAUUCGGAAAAAUCUAGGUUCUUAUAUCGGCGAGGUUUUACUGUGUACUGUACCACCAACAGCUCAGAGCAAGGAAGUAUGUAGGAUAAAUUGAUCUCACAAAAUAAUGUAUGUGUGCCUGUCCAUAUAGUGAGUGGGAAGUGUACAGCGCAUAUCAUCAGACAAAGCCUUUGAAAUAUUCGUUCUUGGAAGAACUGCUAUCAAGUAUUGCUUACAACUGGAAAACGGGCGGACUCAGUCUUGCUGAUGUGAGUGUCUACUAUCACUGUUCUCCCUAGAAGUCCAGUAAAGGUCUUCUUAUUAGUCCAGUGUUACUACAAGAGGAACCUAAGCUAAACAAUUAAUUUUGUUUGUAUUGGGUAGCUCUAUUAUAGUUCUGAUCUGUUCUCUCUAGAGAUCUUAUUGAUCCAGUGUUACUACAAGAGGAAACCUAAACUAAACUUUAUUUAUACUAUAGAUAGCUUUAUCAGUUGUAAACUGUUCUCUUUAGAGAUCCAGUAAGAGCCAUCCCUUAUUGAUCCAGGGUUACUUUAGGAGGAAACCUAUAAACUAAUGUAACUUUAUUCAUACUGGAUAUAGUUCUAUCGGUUCUAGACUGUUCUCUCUGGAGAUCCAGUAGGAGUCGUGCCUUAUUGAUAAUACUACAGGAGGAAACCUAGCUCUAUCAGUUUUGGGAUAGCUCUAUCAGUUCUAAACUGGUCUCCCUAGAGGUGCAGUAAGGAUCAACUCUUAUUGAUCCAGUGUUAAUAAUACAGAGGGAAACCUAAACUAAUUAACUAACUUUACUGCUCUCCUUAGUCUUAGAGGUCCAGUAAGGGUAUAAUCACUAAAUUUUGUUUAUUGUUUUAUCUAAUGAUUUUCCAGGAAGAAACAUUUCAUCAAUCAUUGGAUACUUUCGUGGAAUAUUGUCUUCGUUUAAUAAAUAAUCACAGAUCUUUAUAUCCAGCCACUAAAUCAGCAAAAUUAUCACGUUUGAAAAACAUGUUGCAGUAAGUACCGUUUUUUAUUCAAAAGUUUUUUGUCUGUGUCUGCCUCUAUAUGUCUACUCAUAUAAUCUAUGGAGGUUUAUUUGGAAAUCAAUAUUUCACACUCGGUUGAAUGAUGAUUUAUUAAAACCUUCACAUUUUUCUUUAGGGAGAGCAUGUAGACCGGGGAAUCCCUAUAGAAUUGUGACUUCACAAAUUAUUAAUUAGUUGCCCCAAAAAUAAAAACUUGGAAGAGCCACACCCCUGGAAAUCCAGGAAAAUCCUGAAGUUUUCAUUUUAGUUUUGGAAACGUCUUGAAAAGUCCAGCCUAGAAUUUCAAAGAAAAAAUUAAAAUGUUUUUAAAAUUUAAAUGCGAUUGAUAAUAAAAUUUACUUGUGCAUAGCAUAUCGAACUUUUUCGAUAGUGGUAUUACUUGAGAGCGAUAUCAUUAAUGGUGCAGAAAACCUUGUCGUCUUACUGGCGAAAUCACUUUUGCGAUAUUUCAAAUACCACUGGAAAACUCCCAGUACACACGUAAAAACGCACAAGUUGUUACAAGUCUGCAAACAAGUUGUUACAAAUCUGUUCACAAGCUGUCAACAAGUUGUCUUCGCACUGCUUGUUCCCAGUUGUUGUAACAAGUUUGGAACAAAGCUGUUAACAACUUGUAACAAGCUUGAUGGCAUUAUCAGACUUGUCACAACGUUGUUCUAACAAGUCUGAUACAGUCAUAAUAUAACAAGAAUGUUACAAGGUUGACGACACAAGGUUGUAACAAUACUGCUAUAUCAUGACUGUAUCGGACUUGUUGUAACAACGUUGUAACAAGCCUGAUAGCAUCAACAAGGUUGUUACAAUUUGUUAACAGCUUGUUCCAAACUUGUUGACAAUUUGUGACAAGCAGUGCGAAGACAACUUGUUGACAAGUGUGUGAAUGAAAGAAAAAAGUUUUUGCAAGUCCUGGAUUUUUAAAAUUAUGAAGGUGUACGAAAGCUGUUAGCGUGGCCCACCUUACGUUACAGUGCAAUGCAAUUAGCUUUAAAAUUUUUAAUAUUUCUUGUUUCAGUUGUAUCAAGACAAUUCAAAAUAUGCCCAACUACUGCCCCAGUCGUAAUAAGGACAUUAGCGAUGAAAUUGAAAAUACUGUUAAGGUACGGUGAAGGUGUUGAUUAUAUCUGAGUCCUAGUUAAAUGAAGGAUCAGCCUUCCUGUCGAAAGUCCCGUUUGCUAUAGUUUUUAAUCCUUGAUCAUCACGACCGGAAAUUAGGCUGAACAUUAGAGAGGUUAAGAUACCCCGGUUUCGGUGUACGGGUACGAGUAGCAUGAUUUUGGUUAGCAAUAUUUUCGUCGAUAUAUGUCUGUCCCUUUACUCGUAAUUAAGGUGCACAUUUUUCGCAUUAUAUCAUUGUCUAUUGCAAGAAAGCAGAAAAAGUAUGAUCGAAUUACAGACAUCAGUAAAACAAGAUGACACUACUCGUACCCGUACACCGAAACCGGGGUAUCUUAACCUCUGUAUUGAUCCGAAUGGUUACCGCUAGCCUUCUCCUUACCUUGAUAAUUGAAAUGAAUAUAACUGGAACUGCUAUACCUCCAACCGGAAUUUUGAAGCCAAACUUGAAGGCGAGUCCCAGUCUUUUCACGCAUGUGAAGAGCGCUCAAUCAGUCAAUCAUGACAUAAACACGCGUGUCUUGACCCCCAGGCACCGAAGAGAAAAGGGUUGGGUAAACAAAAUUUUGAGUGAGCCAAAGGUUGGGUAAAUGAAAAACAAAACAACUCAAGGGUUGAGUAAUAAAAAUUUAUUGUCAUUUCCAAAGCAUGACUCACUCAAAUAUUGAAGACUAAAAAGCAAUGUCAAUGUCAAUACAAUAUGCAAAUCAAUCAAUCAAUCAGAACUGAUCACUAUCUUGAUUAUUUUUCGAUUUGUCAGGAGGCAAAUGGUGUCUCCAAAGAAAAUACUGUACAGACAACAUGAAACUUUACACUGCAGACAUUGCACAAGGAGUUAUCAAACUCGUGUCACAGACGUUUUUGGCCAGGGGUGGGUAUUUAUUUUUUUAUUGAUAUUUGAGGUUGGGUAAAAUUUGUUUUUGACUAGCUUUUUUGGUUGAAUCAGCAAAAUUUUUACCAAAUGAAAAACAUUUCUCUUCGGUGUCCCCUAAAUAAACAACGACCGGUACCUUACACUCGAAAGUAGCUCGUCGCAUUACAAAGAACAACUCAUCUUUGGCCGCAAUUUCUGAUCGUGCCAUAGCCUGUGUAUAUAGUCGCUUUAUUAAUUUAUUGAAGGUUUUGAGGAGAUUUGAGAUUCGCCCAUUUUUAUUUUUUCCAACCCGCCAUUUAUUCAAAAAUCCUCCGAAAACCUUCUUGAAAAUAAAGCGACUGUGAUGCAGGCGAAUCGUGCCAGAGACUAUACCAUGAUGUCAUUACCAGGCCUUACCAUACACCUCCUACAUGUUGAUUUAUUCCAGAUCUCGGCUGAAAAGUGGUACGCUGUGCAUUAUGCCUGGUAUGAACCUAAAGAUCAA
This is a messenger RNA of Paramuricea clavata, 4183 nucleotides long. Lineage: Eukaryota; Metazoa; Cnidaria; Anthozoa; Malacalcyonacea; Plexauridae. The record is from the annotation of a GenBank genome assembly.